Messenger RNA from Podarcis lilfordi (Lilford's wall lizard), 12976 nucleotides. NCBI's taxonomy places the organism in Eukaryota, Metazoa, Chordata, Lepidosauria, Squamata, Lacertidae. The record is from the annotation of a GenBank genome assembly.
AACAGGACCCGGAUGUUGCCGGGGAGGCGGGUCAGUUGCAGUUCCGGGUCUGCUGCGAGAUGGAUUUGGGGGCAGCGCAAGAGGGGAAUCCGCCCCUGGAGCGGGAAGGGGUCCAGUUCCUUCAGCAGACAGGUGAGGGGUUCUCUGGGGGGAAAGGGGAUUAGCAUAUGGCUUUCUUGAGGCGGAGGGGCCAGGAAGCGGCCCUUGAAGAGCCUCCAUUUUCAGGAAUAGCCUACCUUAAAACUAUCAGGUGCUGUCUGGGGACAAAGUAGAGGGGUCGUCGUUGUUUAGGGGUGUUAAAUCGCCAGCCUGUCGAUCUGUAGAGGAGCAGCUGCGUUUUGUGGCAGCUUUUCAAAAGGCAGGUGAAUUUACAGGUCUUCUCAACGACUUAAUCUCGCAAUCUGUCACAGGGGGAGGUCUGUAGCUGUCAGUGGUACAGCCUCUGCUUCGCGUGCAGAAGGUGCCCUCCAUCUCCAAAGCAAGGUUGUGAGAGAAUUCCUGUCUGAAAUCCCAGCGCAGUGAACACAGGUCUGGAUGGGCCAACGAUGGUCUGACUUUUUGUAAGGCAGCUUCCUAAAGCCUAUGUCGUGAUAAAUAAAAACUGGUUUGCUGGCUGGCUUGCUGUAGUGUUCUAAGCGCUCCGUGGAGGUUUGCAAAGGUUUACAAUUGGAUAGAUAUGAUACAGGAGGGGAAAGGAAUGGAGAGGGAGGAGGAAAGCGGGAGAAUGCAGGUACAAGUAGAGCAGGCAUCCCCAACCUUCGGCCCUCCAGAUGUUUUGGACUACAAUUCCCAUCAUCCCUGACCACUGGUCCUGUUAGCUAAGGAUCCUGGGAGUUGUAGGCCAAAACAUCUGGAGGGCUGCAGGUUGGGGAUGCCUGAAGUAGAGCAAUGCUAAUUCCUAAUCCUGUAUGCGGGGGUGGGGGUGGGUUAGGAUGUGGCAGAAGUCUCCAUUGCACCUGCUGGAAUCAUGGGCAAGCAAUAUGGCAACCUCCAAUAUGGAUGGUUCUGCUGUACUAGCUUGGAUGUAACGCUGCAAAAAGCACCAAAGUAGUUGCCACCGCUAGCACCUCCAAAUGCAGCAAAGCCUCCACCAUCUCAUUGAAUGAAUGAAUUUAUUAAUACGGUCACAGACCAGCAUCAACACACACAAUAUCACAGAUCAUUAAAAAAAAAAUAAAAUCAGAAAUACAGAGGACAAUAUGAGUAUAACAAGGAUUUAAAUAUAAAAAAUUAAAAUUAAUUAUUAGCGUGCCCCCUGUAAUUAACAUUUGGGGGUUUGGUCAUUAUUGGAUACCACUUGCUUCCUGCGAUUAAUUGCAGACGCACAGAAUUUGGCUACAUUUAAUGUAGUCUUGGGAUUCUUGUCCUCUAGCAGUAGUUUUAAACUAUGGUGUUCCGAUUCUUUCCUGGACUUUUGCAAAACAGGUGUAAUAAAAGUCAAACGUAUAUCCUCAUAAAGACGACAACGUAAUAGUACAUGUGAAGCAGUUUCAACUUCCAACGAGCCACAGGGGCAGACCCGUGCUGUGCAUGGUUUACCCUCAAAUCUGCCCUGAAGUAAGGCAGAAGGGAGAACAUUGAAUCUGGCGAGGGUAAAAGACCGUCUGUAUUUGGGUACCUGGAGACCUGACAGAUAGUUAGCUGGAGAGAAACCUCUCCCAUGGUCCCUUAUUGCUGGAUGUUUGAUCAUUUCGCUCAUGUGGCAUUGUAAUUCUACGUCCCAGAUACGCUGGCGAAUUGUAGUCCUAGCUUUCUCGAAGCCUGUCGCUAUCAGGGUCUGCUGUGGGAUCCCCAAGCCUUUAAGCUUUUCCAGCAGUGUAGCUUUCCAUUUGGAUUGGUAGGUAUCUAAUAAGGUUAAAGGUGCCAGCCCAACCGGGAAGAAAAUAAGCUUUAGCCAAUAAUGGAUCUUCAAUAUCCAUAUCCGAGUACUGAUAGGAAUUUGCCCAACCUCCAAACGGACUGCUAUGUUGGAUACGCAAGAGGGGAUCCCCAGCAGGCAGCGGAAAAACUUAGUUUGAAAUGCCUCUAAGAGAGUAAGGUUUUUAAAGCUGCAGAUCUGGGAUCCAUAUAGUAAUUGUGAUAGUAUUUUGGCAGCAAAGACCUGGGAGGCUGCCGGUAUGUAUUGGCCCCCUUUCCCAUAGAAGAAUCUUAUUAACGCUUUGGUAGAUCUUUCUGCAUUUGCAAUAGUAUUAUUAAUCUGACAGCGCCAGGAGCCCCUUUCCUGGAAGGUUACACCCAGGUAUUUAAAGGUUGCUACCUGUUCUAUUAAGCGAUUGUCUAUUCUCCAUUUGUGCCUCCUCCUUUUUUUAGAGAACACCAUGACUUUGGAUUUGUUGUAGUUAAUUGUUAAUUGUUCGAUUAACAAUUCCCAUCAUCCCUGACCACUGGUCCUGUUAGCUAAGGAUCCUGGGAGUUGUAGGCCAAAACAUCUGGAGGGCUGCAGGUUGGGGAUGCCUGAAGUAGAGCAAUGCUAAUUCCUAAUCCUGUAUGCGGGGGUGGGGGUGGGUUAGGAUGUGGCAGAAGUCUCCAUUGCACCUGCUGGAAUCAUGGGCAAGCAAUAUGGCAACCUCCAAUAUGGAUGGUUCUGCUGUACUAGCUUGGAUGUAACGCUGCAAAAAGCACCAAAGUAGUUGCCACCGCUAGCACCUCCAAAUGCAGCAAAGCCUCCACCAUCUCAUUUAUCCAAACCCUCACUCAGCCAUGAAGCUCACUGGUUGACCUAGGGCCAGACAGUGUCUCUCAGCAUAACCUACCUCACAGGGUUGUUGUAGGGUUUAAAUGAGGAGGGGGAGAACCAUGUAUGGCACCUCGAUACAUGCAGUAUCAAGCAACCUGUAGGUACUUCUGCCUCUGUUUUUUUUAUUUUUGGUGUACUAAGUAUUUGUUUAGUUUAUAUCUUUGGUUAAUGGGAUUUUGCAUUCCCAGGCAAUCCCCCAUCCAGGCUCAGAUGAGACCUAGACAAAAGUGCCACAUCAUGUACUGUGUGUCACGUGUACCGUGUAAUAUGGCAUUGUACCUAUGGCCUACUUUUCAGCCAAGGGUGGCUCUCAAAGUGACAUGCAGCAAUCUACAAAUGGCACCUUACAGUGGCUACGAUUUGUUAUGUUUAUGAUUUAUUUGCUUUGUUCAUAUUAAGGGCUGGAGCCAACACUGGGCAUGUGGCGUUCUGCUCAUGCAAUGGGACUUCCCCUUCCUCUCCUCUCCCUGUAUACUUUCAAAAUCUGCUCCAGGCAUUCCACCAUCUCUCUGGGGUAGAUUUUGGAGUAGGGAGCAGGGGUUACAGAGGAGAGUAGUGGAAAGUUCCCUUGCGCAAGUGGAAGUCUGCGCUAGCAGAACAGCGCUUUGUAUCAUGCUUUGUAUAGCUGUCUAAAAUAAUUGACCAGUUUUAUUAUUUCCCCUGCCUCUUGGAUGAGAUUUUUGCCUUUAAUCUGUUUGAUAACUUGCAACUGCAUUCAGGUGUUCUAGAUCGCUCACAUGAUAAAGGAGAGCAGGCUAGAUUCACUCCACCUUCUACACGUCAGAGAAAACUUUUGGCCUCCAAGGGAACGCUGUGCAUUUUAGACUCCUGGUUUUCUAGCAAACUAAAUGUUUCUUGUGGGGGGAAUAUGCAGAGCAGGCUCCUCACUUCAGAAGCUAUCUCUCCAGUUUGUGGAUUAGGUGUGUGGAACUAGCAUGCUUGUCAUCCUAGUUCUAGACUAAUUUCCAGCUGUUGUUUUUCUUUCUCCCCACCCCCCUUUUUUUGAGUCCCAGUGAGUAGGGAGUUCAUGGUUUUGUGUUUUUUGUGUUUAUUAAUGUUAUGUUAUGACACUUUGUAGCCAAGAUGGCUGGAAUCGGGUUUAAAAAGUAGGAUAAAAGUGUUGAAAGCAAAAUAAUUUAUUUCAUUUAUGAAUUUGCUUCCUAUGAAGCAUUUCAAAGUGACUUCACAAUACCGUAAAAGUAUAUUCAAAACUAUUGCAUAUCUAAAAAUAGGGUGUAUCCAAUGUAGCACUAACAGAUGAAACAUUGUUGCACAAAAGAAUACAGGAGUAGAUGACUGCUAAAUAUGUUGCACAAUAGCUUGUGCUGUCUGUUCUGCAGCGUUAAAACUCACCUGUUCUCUAAUACAAGAGGACCUGCACUACAGACAAUGUUGGCUAAAGCUCAGUUAAAACUAGUGCAUGUAUAAGAAUCUUGACUUAUAAGGCUUUUUUGGAAGAGGAAACAGACACAAAAAACUAUAGAGAUGUCACUUUUCUGAUAUGUAACAAGAGGAAGCUCCAACGGGUAAGUACCACCACAUAAUGUGUUGAAUAGACCUACUGAUAAGAUGGUAUCUGCAAGUUGCCCUUUCCUGCAGAACGCAGUGAUCAGUUGGGUAUUGAAUGUUUGAAGCUAUCUUUAAGUUAUACUGUGAUUGAGUCAGUCAGGAAUUUAUUAAAGUCACCUGAGCAGGAGGCAAACUAGAAAUUGCACAAUGACACAUGAGUGAAUGGUUUGGCUGUUUCUGCUCAGGUGUGUGCCACCACCAACCCUCUGAAGCAGAUCUUGGUGGUGUGCAGGAGGCUGCAGGCAGAGCUGCCGCCGACUCCUUCCCACCAACUGUAUCUGUUCAAAUUUCGAACGGGACACUUUGGGUUUUGGCGAAAAUUGCAGCCUCAAAUCAGUUAUAAAAAAUGACCGAAGAGCUAGCUGACUUCUGUGUAACAAAAUUAUUUGUCCCCUUGAGGAAGAUGCUUGGAAACUUCUCUAAAGAAGCUCAGGAAACUGUCUCAUGAAAGAAUAUAGUAGGAGUUAAUCAUAAUAAUUUUAUUAUUUAAUACCCCACCCAUCUGGCUGGGUUUUUCCAGCCACUCUGGCCGGCUUACAGAAUAUAUAAAACUUAAUAAAGCAUCAAACAUUUAAAAAACUUCCCGAUACAGGGAAGUUCUCUAACCCCCAGUAACUACAAGAGUGCACAAGAGACUGUGCGCCUCUUUAGUGGUUGCUGGACUUCACUUCCCAUCCCUAUCCAAUGGACAUUCUGAUGGGGACAGAUGAGAGUCCAUCAGCAUCACAUGGGCAUGACGCUGGCUCCUGCUGCCCUUCAGCCAAGCCUAAUUAUUGUAUCUGUUUGUGUUCUCUUCCAGUGGGCUCACUUUUUGCCGACUAUGGGUGGUACAUCCUCCUCAGCUCCGUUGCGAUCUAUCUUCUUAUACAAAAGCUCUCGCGAAGCUUUCGAGACAAGAGGCGGCCCCGCUUGGAUGCAGCAGCUGUUGGUUUGUAUGGGAUUGGGAGAGGAUGUGUUGUCCUGCACUGUUUUGCCAUACAGAGUGACUUACACACAUGCCAUAAAACUUCACACAGCUAAAUCUGUGUGCACAGCUUACGUGUGACACACACGCAGGCCAUAGUUUCUCCUCCUAAUGAUAUUCAUGAAUGAGCUGGGAUAUAAGGGCUAAGGUAUCCUGGACCUGGAACAGCUUGGAUCCAGGGUGUCUUAAGGACCAUUUGAAUGAAUGACAUCCCAGCUCAUUCACUAAGAUCACCCCAGAGCAGCACUGUUAGUUGUUCCCAUCACAGAGGUCUGAUGGAUCACAGCGAGAAGGCAGGCAUCUAGUGUGCCUGUUCUCCCCAACCUAACAGCUGAUAUGCAGGGUAGAACAGCAGCUGUUUUCCUGCGUACCUUCUGGCCUCCAGCCAGCCCCAGAGCUUCAAUUCUAGUUGUAGAUAUUUUUGGAUACAGCAUUUUUGGUAUGGAUUGAAGAGAAAGCAGCAGAGAGGGUGUUUUAAUUGUGUUUAGAGGAUGCUCCCCACUUUACACAAUUUUGCUUAUGCACAUGGGGACCCGGAACGUAACCCCUGUGUAAAGUGGGGAGUCACCUGUAUCUUCCUGGCACACCUGGGCCUGGGUGGGUGUUUUGCCCCUUCAGCCAGGUGAUUCUUUGGAGGGUCCCCAAACGUUUUGGGGGUUUGCUGUAGGAAGGGGACCCAGGAGGUUUUCAGAAGUGUGCAGAAGCAAUGUCCCUGUUCUCUAGACAGCAGCCGGCAUCUGGUCUUCCGGCAAGCUUUGUUAACAAAACAAACAUCUGAAAGGGCCAGGAGCGACUCUGCAAUUAGUGAAUUGUGGAUUUCAGUUUGACUAUUCAGGUGAACCAGUCAAAUAAUGCAGAGGGGGUUAACUAAUUAUUUCUGAAUGGUAUUGCGGGAAAAGAUAGCUAAGUUGGGAUUGGCUUAUAUUGGGACGGUUGGAUCAAUCCAUCAACCUCUGGUGGAUGAUUUAGAAGGAUUGGGUCCGGCAUCACUUUCACUGUGCAUUUUGUGCCAGUAUGCAUACUCAGCAGAGUUAUAUCUCAACACAGCUCCUGCCCUGGAAUCGUCUUUGGGGUUGAAGGUACACUCAGUAGGCAGUAAACACUCAUGGACACCAUAAAGAUUCGGUCAGAUGUAGAGGUUUACUUGACAGGUAUAAAAGCAUAUUGGUGGCAAAUAUACACAGACAUUCACCACUGCCGUGGUCAAGGCAUGCUUAGAGCACAGCAAGAGUCCAAGCCUCUCUGUCUUCUUCUCUCACCGCAAGACGCAAGCAAGAGACACAACAAAUUCCACAGAACAAUUGUUAUCAGUACUUCCUGUCCCACUCUGCAUGUACAAAGAACAGUUCCCAUGAAAAAUGUCCUUGCACAGAGAAAAUAAUCUCAGCCUUAUGUUGCUUCUUGAAACUUCUUCUCUGUUUCUGGAAAAAAAUGUUUCUCUCUCACACAGACAAGAGGAUAUCCAACAGGAUGAAAGUAGCUCAAGCCUCUUUGGACUACUUUGUGAUCUCAGCUUUUGAUAACUCUUUUCUGUGAUUGGUUUAGAACCCGAUGCUGUGGUGAGACGACAGGAAGCUCUGCUCGCAGCCCGUCUGCGCAUGCAAGAAGAGUUGAACGAGCAAGCGGAAAAAUUCAAAGAAAAACAGAAGAAGGUAAUGCUGUUUGAGCCAGGUAGUCUUGUGUUUGACAGUCAAACCGAUGUUUGGUAAAACUCUGCUGGCUCAUGGGCCUGCCAACUCCUUGCAUUCCAGGGAAAAUAAGCACCCUACCCUGUGUUGGCCUUUUGUGUACUCCUUCCCUCCUGCGGGGGAAAAGAACUGGUGAACUGUUUGAGUGCAGUCUCUCGCUGCCCAGCCAAGCUACUUUUGCCUGCCCAAGAAUGAGUGAUUCAGGUUAUGCGGCCAUGGCGAGAACUGCAUGCAAAGGCAGUGGCACUGAUCGCGCCCGGCAUGGUAGGGCAAAUGCCAUGGGCCCCGAGAAGUCCACUAGAGCGGACAUCAGGUUUUGAAAUUUAGGGGUGGGGAAAUAAUUGUAAGUGUCUGGUGCUGAAAGGAGAAACUCCAGGCAGGAUCCCUGCAGUGGCCACCGUCUCUGCCCCUCUUCCUCUCUGCCCUGGUGCCUCUGGAUCCCACCCUCGAAUGUAUGGAUGCUACAUUGGGGGCCAAAGGCAUUUGAGGAAAGUAGAUGGUGGCUGGUGAUGCUUUUCCUUUCAGGGGUAGGGGUGGGAGAAGUUGUGCUGGCCUUGAUGAGCGCAUCACUCGUGUGUCUGCAGCUGUUUUGAAGAGCCUGUAUCUCCAAAUCAUGCCCCAGAAAGCUUACUGGGCCUGGUGGCAACCAUCCUAUAUAACUCGCUCCCUUUCAAGAGCCCAGCCCUGAAAGGAGUAGCACUGCAGUGAAUGGCUGCAGUGGCCUCUCCAUGCCAUUUGUGCCUGCUCCUGCCUGCUCCAACUCUCUACUUAUCAUUUCUAAGCCUGCUCAAAUGAAGGCAGGACAGUCUGGUUUUGCUCGGUACUUUUUCCCUGUAGCUGAGAGAAGGGACACUCUGCCACCAGACAGAGGCUCUUACUGGAUUGAGAGUUAUCCUUUGAAUGCAACAGCAGGGGAGUUCCCUGUGUCUUUAAAAGAUGUUGACUGGCGUUUGUUUUACCUUUUUAAGGUGUAUCAUUUUGUAGACCUUGCAUAUUGGCUAUUCAGCCUGUAUCUAGGAUACUUUUUGGAAAACAAGCUCCACUGCCACAAAAGCAAAACACUGCAUGGCUUCGUCAAACAACUCUGCACCCUCUUAGGUAGCAGAUGUUGCAAUUAAGCAUUGCCUCUCUAGGACCUGGUUGCAGAUUUUUCUGUUUCUGUCUACCAAAAACAGGCUUACAUACCUUAUGACCCAAUCAGCUCUUUGUUGUGGCUUCCCAGGUCCCUUAUCAUCAAGUCUCAGGCUUGCAGUGGAGAGAGGAGGCUGAUCCAAGGUCUGCCAUGGCUGGAGAGCUGUGCUUGCUUUAUUUAAUAAGGUUUAUAUGCACCAUGAUCAACUGAAAAUAAAACUCUUAAGCACUUUGAUAGUAUAAAAUAUUCAUAAGAAUACAGUGAUGCAUCAACAGACAUUAAAAACAAAGUGACAAUAUACAUUUAUAGAAAUGUAGAUCAAAUCAAUAGUAUUUAAAAAACAAAUAUACAUGAUAAGAUUUACAUUUAUUGAGUUGUUGUUGUUUAGUCAUUUAGUCGUGUCCGACUCUUCGUGACCCCAUGGACCAGAGCACGCCAGGCACUCCUGUCUUCCACUGUCUCCCGUAGUUUGGUCAAACUCCUGCUGGUAGCUUCGAGAACACCAUCCAACCAUCUCGUCCUCUGUCGUCCCCUUCUCCUUGUGCCCUCCAUCUUUCCCAACAUCAGGGUCUUUUCCAGGGAGUCUUCUCUUCUCAUGAGGUGGCCAAAGUAUUGGAGCCCAAGAAAAUGGAUAGGUUUGAUCUUGCAGUCCAUGGGACUCUCAAGAGUCUCCUCCAGCACCAUAAUUCAAAAGCAUCAAUUCUUCGGCGAUCAGCCUUCUUUAUGAUCCAGCUCUCACUUCCAUACAUCACUACUGGGAAAACCAUAGCUUUAACUAUACGGACCUUUGUUGGCAAGGUGAUGUCUCUACUUUUUAAGAUGCUGUCUAGGUUUGUCAUUGCUUUUCUCCCAAGAAGCAGGCAUCUUUUAAUUUCAUGGCUGCUGUCACCAUCUGCAGUGAUCAUGGAGCCCAAGAAAGUAAAAUCUCUCACUGCCUCCAUUUCUUCCCCUUCUAUUUGCCAGGAGGUGAUGGGACCAGUGGCCAUGAUCUUCAUUUUUUUGAUGUUGAGCUUCAGACCAUAUUUUGCACUCUCCUCUUUUACCCUCAAUAAAAGGUUCUUUAAUUCCUCCUCACCUUCUGCCAUCAAGGUUGUGUCAUCUGCAUAUCUGAGGUUGUUGAUAUUUCUUCCAGCAAUCUUAAUUCCGGCUAGGGAUUCAUCCAGCCCAGCCUUUCACAUGAUGAAUUCUCCAUAUAAGUUAAAUAAGCAGGGAGGCAAUAUACAGCCUUGUCGUACUCCUUUCUUUAUUUCUCCUACUUUAUUGAGUAGGAUUGCUUAAAUAAAAAAAGGUUGGGGUGUUUUUUAGCAGGAAUGGAAAACAGUACAGUGAAGACACCGGCCUCUUAUCAGUAGGCAGGAAGCUCCAGAGAUUAGCUACUGCCACAUUCCUUGCAACUGCAGAAUGAAUGUUACAUGGCGCUGAUAAAAGUGCCAAUUCUGCAGAUCAAAGCAGUUGAGUUGGCACAUGCUAGAUGCACGUUCAGUUGGGUGGCUUAUCCAAGUUGGUGUAGGUCUGAGCUACAUUUUGUUAUCAGGCCUUUUUAAAAUAAUCUAAAAUAAAUCUGUUGUUUCUCCUUAGGCUGAAGAAGAGAAGAGAAGGCAGAAGAUAGUCAUGUGGGAAAGCAUGCAGGAAGGCAAAAGUUAUAAGGAGACCCUGAAACAGAAUCAGGUUGGUUUGGUCUUUUGGGAAGGGAGGGACAAAUAUACAGGGGUACCUCGAUUUUUGAACGUAAUCCGUUCUGGAAGACUGUUCGAUUUCCAAAACUUUUGAAAGCCAAGGCUCAAAUGGUAGUUUGCAAAUUCAACAGAGAAAAUUGAAAAUAAACUCAGCAGAAGCCGUUCAACAUUUACUUCCGGGUUUUCAGCGCUCAAAAAUCGAAAUGUUCGACUUCCAAGACGUUCGAAAACCGAGGUAGCACUGCAUUCAAAAUUGAGAAUGAGCUAAAAUUGCUGAAUCAACUCUUCCUCUAAACAGCAGGAACCUGAGCCUGGAGCAUCUGCAGCGGCUGCUGCCCCAAAGCCAAAACCCAACAGGAAACCUUUGCGAGGUGCUGGUAAGUUCCAAGUCUGUUUAACAGCAAACAAGGUUUUGGGUCCCACACUUACCGUAUUUUUCGCUCCAUAAGGCGCACUGGACCAUAGGGCACACCUAGUUUUUAGGGGGGGAAAUCAAGAAAAAAAAAUCCAUCCCGCUGGCUGUCUUGGCCAGCUGGGAGAGGCUGUGCGCGGCUUUGGCAGAAGCCAAGACAGUGAGCUGGAUGGAUUCCACUUGCUGUCUUGGCUUUGUUUUUAGCCAAGAAAAAAGUGAGUGAAACAUAGUUGUGUCAUGGAUCCCAAAUGCCUUGGUACUCUUCUGUUUUGGCUCCCGAACGCCGCAAACCCAAAAGUGAGUGUUCCAGUUUGUGAAUGUUCUUUGGAACCUGAACGUCUGACGGGGCUUCUGCGGCUUCCGAUUGGCUGCAGGAGCUUCCUGCAGCCAAUCCGAAGCUGUGCUUUGGUUUCCGAAUGUUUUGGAAGUCAAACGGACUUCCAGAACAGAUUCCGUUUGACUUCCGAGGCACCACUGUAAUUGGUUUCAAAAGUGAGGUUAGAGCCAAAUGCCUGGACCACAUUUUCAAGUCACUCAAGAAACUGCGCUGUAACUCCCUUUCUUUUCCUUGAACAGUCAUGCUACGGUUUCUCUCUUGCUCCUCUCUUCUCCCAGGUUACAACCCCCUCUCUGGAGAAGGUGGCGGGACUUGCUCGUGGAGACCAGGGCGCCGCGGGCCUUCCUCGGGUGGAUGAGGCUAAUUCUGCCGGUGCUGUCCAUCGACACCGGCAGGCAUUAACUUAACUCCACAACUGUGGCUGUCUGUGGGCUGCUUGGCACAGGGACUUUGGGUGGGGGGCUGUUUUUAGCACUGUAACAGGUGGGAUUCAGCUACUGAAUCCUGUCUGCAGAAGCCCUGAGCAGGUACUAUAGUUUGCACAUUGGGGCAUUCCUCCCUCUCUCCCCUUCUUGUGUUCCAUGAAAUUGGCUAGGGGAAGGGAUCAGGAGAACCAUAGGAACAGCGCAUCGGGGGGGUGGCGAGAUCAUUGCAUCCGGGAAGCAGAAAUGCUUGCGUUGAGUGGAGGAGCACAACAUUGAAUUUCCAAAGCAUUUUAAUGUAGCCAAGCUGCCCAAAAUAAAUGGUGAGCAUUGACAAAAAGUGAUGCUCGCAGGACGGGGACGGACAGUUCCUUUCCUUUCCGGGAGGCCUGGUGGCCAUGGCUUUGCACUUUAGUCUGGAUGACGGGUUUUUCUUUUGAGAUACCUUUUCUGUGAAAUGGGGGUGUUGCCCAUUCUGCCUUGCAAGAGGGCUUGUGACUUAACCUUCUGCUGAGAGUGGUUUGGACUCCACUGGAGAAAAGCCUGUUUUAAAUGGCAGCGUGUGCUAUCCCCCUCCCCUCUUCAAAAGUGAGCUUCAGGCAUCAAAAUUGGAAUUUUCUCAAAGUAGCGGAACAAACUGACAUUAGGGAAGUGUGCUGGCAGGUCGGUGCAAGUAAUGGUGAGGUAGAACGACACUGCUUUGGGUGUUAGGACCAGGUGGGUUUCCUGCCCACAGUUUCCUAACUGGCUUUUCCACCCAAACUUCCUGCCGGCAAGGUGGUCAGGUAGCAUGACUGAUGGAUUUGUUUUGAGCUUGGCUCUGAGCAUCACUGAGGAACCUGUGACUUUCAAGAUGCUACUGUCAUGCUCCAACCCCCAUCAGCCCCCAGCAAAACACCACAAAUUCAAAUCUUAACAUAGUCAAAAGACCUCAUAAAGGCACGUUAAAAUAUGAAGAUCACACAACUUUUAACAUACGCCAAAUUAGAAUAUAUGGUACAUAUAUAGACCAAGGACAGGAACAAACCACAAAUGAAAUUAACCAGAUAGUCUUUUAUGGGUCUCUUGCAGUUUAAAAGAGAUUCAGCAACAGUUUCCAUUAUUAUUCCAGUAACGAGGUCGAAUACAAUUCGAAUAUCAUUCCUGGGUAUUUUUAAUAGGAUGAGAGUAAAUAAUCUAUUAUGAUCAUCUCUGUCAAAGUUGCAUACAAAAGCCCCAAGCAUGUGUUAAUGUUUCUGUUGCUCCAUCUCUCCUAUGUAAACAAGGAAAGUAUUGUGUGAGAAACACAUGAAACCAGCCUUCCCAAUCCUGAUGCACUCCAGGUUUUCUGACUCCAACUCCCAUUCAGCCCCAGCCAUCACAGCCAAUUGUCAGGGCUGAUGGGAGUUGUAGUCCAGCAACAUCCAGAGGUCCACAGGUUCCCCAGCCCUGCCUUUGGGAGUUUUCAACGUCCACAGUUAUGGAUGCGAUUGUCCCUGUACCAAGCAGCCUUGAAUGAUGCAGUCCUUAUAAAUGGUGAACGUACCACUAAUGGCUGCUGAAACUAGACAGCAAGUGGAGAGUUUUUGCCAUUUCCUCUUUUUAUGUUCUCAGCUUUGUAUGACAAAUAUAUAUAUACUGUAAAUAACAUUACAGCAAUUUCUAUAGCUUUUUUCUAUAGAGAAGUAUGUAUUCUAGCUUAAUAGAUGUGUCUCAAGCAAGUAAAUUGGUUGUGUGUGGCUUUUUCUGAAGAUCUUCCUUCCCCGCCCCUCCCUCCCCGCUCAAAAUAUUGUUAAUUAAUAAAUAUUAUUUAUAUAGUGCUAGCAGCGUACAGGAGUCUUUGCAGAGAAGCAUAAGGGAGGGGAGGAAACAUACCCAGAACAAAGCAGGUCUUGCUAAGGGAGCUUAGCUUGCAACCUAAAAUUUUGCUGGAGAGGAGGAUAUUAUCUGCAUAUGUUUGAAAUACUUUGGACUCCUUCUUUGACAAAAAGGGGAAAUAAAAGAGGCUUGCAAGCAGUGCAGAAAUAAAGACUACCAUGUAAAUAAAACAAUUGGAAACG